Molecule: messenger RNA, 605 nt
Organism: Tripterygium wilfordii
Lineage: Eukaryota; Viridiplantae; Streptophyta; Magnoliopsida; Celastrales; Celastraceae
Exons: 1
Coding region: 112-462 (116 amino acids)
Biological process (GO): regulation of systemic acquired resistance
Source: RefSeq, a predicted model, not a curated record
UUUCAUUUUUUCCUCUGCUCAUCUUCUUGAAAUCUGAACACAGCAUGUGGAGUGGAGUUUGUAUAAAAUUCACGAGAUGAUUUGAAGACAAGGCAACGAAAACUAGUAGUGAUGAAGAGGAAGCACAGGGAAGGAGGAGGGAAAAAGGAAGGUUCCGCCAUUGAUGAUCGUGAAAAGGAAGAAGAAGAGGAGGAGAAGAUCAAUACUUUCUACAAUUUGGUUCGAAAUAUCCGUGAAGUUCAUACCCAGAUGCUGAUGGGUUCGGGCGAGUCAAAGGAGAACAGAAAGGAAAAACAAAAACAAGAGCCGACGAAAUCCACUUGGACCCCAUCGUUCACGUGGGAGGAUUUUGCCGAGGACGAACAAUCCAGAUCAGAAAGCAAUGCUAAUUCUUCCAAGACCAAUGAAAAUCCUAAAAUCGGAGAGAAGAGACAAGAUUUCGAUCUCAACCGUCCAGUUUAACCCUCUGGAUUCGAGGCGGAAUCAUCUAAUCUGUAAUUCUAUUCCACUCUUACUUUGCUUUGUUUAUCUUGUGAUUGAUGAUUAUGACCAGAAAGUAUUGAUCUUUUUUCAUAUCAAUUUGAGAAUUUCUUUGAUUUGCUUGU